GCUUCAGUACUCACCGUCCCCGACAAACUCCAAAACUAAUCGAAAAUUGUUCAGUUCAAACAACAACAAAACUACGAGUAUUCCCAAAAUCCUUUAUUGUUAUUUUCGAUAAUGCUGAGAUCAUCGGACCAGAUCUUCGCCUGCGGCUUUGAGAUCUUCGGCAAAGUGCAGGGCGUCCGCUUGCGCAAACAAACGCGCGAUCUGGCCACAAUGAACCAUGUUCGCGGCUGGGUGAUGAACACCGACGAGGGCACGGUCAAGGGCCAGCUGGAGGGCACCCUGCCCAAGGUCAACGAGCUUAAGUUCUGGCUCCUCAACUUUGGCAGUCCGCGGUCCAUCAUCGAGCGGGCCGAGUUUACGCCCACCAUGGAGAUACCGGCCCACACUUUUAACGGCUUUACCAUACGCUACCACCCCAAUCAGAUCGGGCAGCUUGAUCUGUAGAAAAGGAUGAAAGGAAACGGGACCAAUUAUCUCAUAUA
Drosophila pseudoobscura is the source of this 482-nucleotide messenger RNA. Its product is annotated as acylphosphatase-2. The coding region runs from base 112 to 444 and encodes 110 amino acids. Lineage: Eukaryota; Metazoa; Arthropoda; Insecta; Diptera; Drosophilidae. The transcript has a single exon. Gene Ontology annotation, molecular function: acylphosphatase activity. The record is from RefSeq and is a predicted model, not a curated record.